Eubalaena glacialis (North Atlantic right whale) is the source of this 703-nucleotide messenger RNA. It is a transcript of the gene MCRIP2, whose product is annotated as MAPK regulated corepressor interacting protein 2. Lineage: Eukaryota; Metazoa; Chordata; Mammalia; Artiodactyla; Balaenidae. The transcript is spliced from 5 exons. The record is from RefSeq and is a predicted model, not a curated record. The coding region runs from base 138 to 608 and encodes 156 amino acids.
GCGCCGGCCGCCCGUUAAAGGGGCCGCGCCCUCGGCACCCACCGAGUGCCAGCCGGGCGGAGGGCGCGAGAUCUGGCUGUGGGCCGGCGGGCGGGGAGGGCGCGGAGGGCGCGGGCGCGCUGCGGCCCCUCCGCACCAUGUACACCAUCACCAAGGGACCCAGCAAGCUGGUCGCGCAGCGGCGCACAGGUCCCACGCAGCAGCAGGUGGAGAGCAGGCUCGGCGAGCUCCUGAAAUGCCGGCAUCUCGCGCCGCCGACCCCGCAGCCCCCACGGGCUCAGCCGCCGGGACCCUGGCCCCUGUCGAGUCCAGGGCCGAGGCUCGUGUUCAAUCGGGUGAAUGGCCGGCGGCCACCUGCCACAUCCCCAUCCCUCAAGGGAACCCAGGAGACCUACACACUGGCCCACGAGGAGAACGUCCGAUUUGUGUCCGAAGCCUGGCAGCAAGUGGAGCAGCAGCUGGGUGGUGGCCCAGCCGGUGAGAGCGGGCCGAGGCCAGUGCAAUACGUGGAGAGGACCCCCAACCCCCGGCUGCAGAACUUCGUACCCAUCGACCUGGACGAGUGGUGGGCACAGCAGUUCCUGGCCAGGAUCACCAACUGCUCCUAGUCACAGCUUUGGAAGGAACGCUGCCCGUGCAGGGCCUGGCCCUGCCCCACGCUGGACCCUCUGCCAGGAGAGGACCACGGCGCCCUGUCCAACCC